Molecule: messenger RNA, 867 nt
Organism: Neurospora tetraspora
Lineage: Eukaryota; Fungi; Ascomycota; Sordariomycetes; Sordariales; Sordariaceae
Product: peptidase S8/S53 domain-containing protein
Exons: 2
Biological process (GO): proteolysis
Molecular function (GO): tripeptidyl-peptidase activity; serine-type endopeptidase activity
Source: RefSeq, a predicted model, not a curated record
UUGACCAACAUCCAGGUGGGCGACUUGGUGGUGCAGGGCAACCUCAACAUCAUGCUGGCCGCCUUCAACGCGCACUACUGCCGCACCGGCCUGGACCCGCAGUUCGACCCCGUGUACCCGGACCCGGCGCCGGGGGGUUACAACGCGAGCGACUGCGGCACGCACGUCCCGCCGCGCGUCGUCGCCAUCAUGUACGCGUGGAACGAGGCCUGGUACUCGGACGGGUUUUUUGCGUCCGUCUUCCCCGCCUCGUGCCCGUGGGUCACGUCGGUCGGCGGCACGCAGUUCCUGCCCGUCGUCUCCAACGGCAGCAGCACGACGGCUAGUAGUGGCGUGCCGUCGUCGUCGUUCCCGGGCGAGACGGCGCUCGACGACAACAGCACCGUGUCGUCCGGCGGCGGCUUCAGCCGCCUCUUCCCGGCGCCGUGGUACCAGGGCAACCUGACGCGCGAGUACCUGGCCUCCGCGCCGGGCGCCGCCGAGCUGGCGCGGCAGGGCUACUUCAACGGCUCGGGCAGGGGCUACCCGGACAUCUCGGCCAUGGCGCGGAGCUUUCUGGUCGCGCUGCACGGCGGGUACCGCGCCGUGUCGGGCACGUCGGCGUCGACGCCCGUCGUCGCCGCCAUGGUGGCCAAGAUCAACGACGCGCGGUUGCACGCCGGCAAGAGCACCGUCGGGUUUCUCAACCCUGUGCUGUAUUCUGCCGCUGCGCGGAAGGCGGGCGUGCUGCGCGAUGUGCAGCUGGGCAAGAAUCACGGGUGCGGAGUCGGCGAGGCGUUCCCCGCCAGGCGGGCGUGGGAUGCUGUGACUGGGUUGGGAACGCCGGACUUUGAGAAGCUGAAGGAGUUGUACCUCCGUUUGCCAUGA